AUGCCUUUUGAAGAGCGAAACGAUUCGGCCUUGAUUCUCGCAAAACGAUCUUCAUACUUCACCUCUGACAGAGUCACACCUCCGGAACACUUGACAAAUCUCACCCGCGUCGACGGUAUUGACCUCAUCUCUACAGCUGAUAUAGAAGAGGACAAACCUAUGCCUGAGGGGUUGGCAAGCAUCGGCAAACAAACAGUCGAGGAUUACAAUAAGCUCGUUGGUAGUGUCAAGGCUAUGAUCGGUAUCGGUCGCCCACACAUCAGCCCCAGUGUCUAUGUAUCAUUAUGCCAAGGAACGCCUGUUGUCCUUCCAACCUUUCGCCAGGAGCAGCCCUCGGAAGAGUGGCAGCAUUACUCGCUCUCGUUCUCCCAACACGGUCCGGCAAUCCGUCUCGGCGAGCCAUACGUUUACUCGUACCACUACCGAAACUACACCCAGUUGGUCGAGGCCGUCGACAACGCCAUGUCGACGCCUAUCGAUCGGUACAUUCCGGAGGAUAUGCGAGUGGAGUAUGUUAACAAGAAGCUGAAAGAGUACAUGGAAAGAGACCUGGAAGGGAUGAUGAGAAAGAAGGUGAAGGAGAACCAGGGAAAGGUACCGGCGUUGAUGAAGGGACCAAGGGAAAGAUGUUUCGAGUUGGGAAGGUGCCCAGCCACCUUUGCAGCGGGAAGGAUUCCCAAUGCCCUCGGCAGAGGCGUGUAGGGUACAAGCUCUCUUUUGGUUAUGUUAUAU
This is a messenger RNA of Cryptococcus amylolentus CBS 6039, 732 nucleotides long. RefSeq lists its product as hypothetical. The transcript has 3 exons. Gene Ontology annotation, biological process: protein N-linked glycosylation. Lineage: Eukaryota; Fungi; Basidiomycota; Tremellomycetes; Tremellales; Cryptococcaceae. The coding region runs from base 1 to 702 and encodes 233 amino acids. The record is from RefSeq and is a predicted model, not a curated record. Gene Ontology annotation, molecular function: alpha-1,6-mannosylglycoprotein 6-beta-N-acetylglucosaminyltransferase activity.